This is a messenger RNA of Triplophysa dalaica, 5325 nucleotides long. RefSeq names its product CBP80/20-dependent translation initiation factor (gene ctif). NCBI's taxonomy places the organism in Eukaryota, Metazoa, Chordata, Actinopteri, Cypriniformes, Nemacheilidae. Gene Ontology annotation, molecular function: RNA binding; translation activator activity; protein binding. The coding region runs from base 169 to 2223 and encodes 684 amino acids. The record is from RefSeq and is a predicted model, not a curated record. Gene Ontology annotation, biological process: regulation of translational initiation. The transcript has 14 exons. Gene Ontology annotation, cellular component: cytosol.
CCCUGCGCAUGAGUGUGUGUGGAUGUGUGUAUUAGGCUAAUCCCUUCCCUCCCGUACACCUCUCUGUCCCCGGGAACCUCUCAUGACAGGGCGGAUUUGAGGCCGGCGGACCCCCGCAGCCCCGAUCGCGGAUCUCGGCUCCCCUCCCCCUUUUGUGGGCCGGUUGCCAUGGAGAGCUCAUCGGUGGCAUCAGCAUCGUCUGAGGCGGGAAGCACUCGCUCGCAGGAGAUCGAGGAGCUGGAACGCUUCAUCGACAGCUACGUGCUGGAGUACCAGGUGCAGGGACUCCUGAACGACAAAAACGACACGGACCAGGACGUGGACAAGCCCCCGACCCAUGCCUCACAGUGGGCAGAGGACUGCAGUGAUAAGGUUGAUGGAAGCUGGUCGUCGUCACGGGGAAGGGGCUCAUCCAAACCAGAUGAGUGGGAGCACAGCAGUAACGGUAGCACAGGUUCUAGACCCAGUUCAGGUUCUCAACACGGUUCUGGUUCUAGAUCAGGCAGCAGAGGACAGAACAACCAGUUCAGAGCUAAGAAUGGAAACCGAGAUUGUGCUCUUGACAUCCUGGGAACAGACAUAUGGGCUGCUAACCUGGACAGUCACGGAGGUGCUACGUGGGACAUGCAGCCAGAGAAACUGGAUUUCUCACAGUUUCACAGGAGGCCGUAUCGAGGGACACCCAAACACCUCCCCCACAUCGACCGAGAGGGGAUGAUGAAGGGAACAUUUGAGGAUGAUGAUGAUGAUGGAAUUGAUCUGGAAAGCAUCAACAAAUUCCUGCCCACCCUGCCGGUCUUUCCUCCGCUGCAGAAUGACGCUGAUAUCGCACAUGCUAAAAAGCUGUUUCGCAGACGCAGAACGGACCGUCGUUCCCUCUGUCUGUGUUCUCUUUUUAUCCUCCAUCCCUCCCUCAUUCACACAUCAUCUCCCUGUCACACCCGUAGCCGAACUGAGCCGUCCCCGGACCAGCUCACCGUACAGCUCUCAGCUGAGGGAAAGAGGCAAGUGUCCAGGAGACAACAGCGCCCACCUGGAGGAGGUGGAGGAGGUGGCGUGAAAUCCCAGAAUCCCCUGCAGCAGCAUGGACUGCAGCAGCAACAGCCGCCCAAUCAGACGCAGCAGCAGGCCAACGCAGACCACCAAUCAGGUGUCAGCACUAAGCACGGAGGGUGGGGUUACCAGGGACAGCAGAACCAGGGCGGGCGUCAGGGCGGCCCCCAUCACGGCUACAGCCAGAACCGUCGCUGGCACCAGCAUCCAAAACACCAGACGAACAAUUUCAGUCAAGGGGGCGACAGGACCCCCACACGUAUUGCCAAAGAGACCGAGAAUGUGAAACAGGACGAGCCAGAGCCUCGGAUAGAGAGAGCGGUUAAGGAUGAGCCGGUGAGAGAGCAGAGACCGAAGAAUGAGAACGAGGGAAAGACAGAAGCUGGGAAGAUCAGUUUACUGCAGUCGUCUAAAGAGAGACUCCGGAAGAGAUUGAAAGAGAAGGAGGAUGUUCCCGUGGCGACGGCCGGACCGCAGCAGAACCGAAUGGAUCGAUUGUUAGAGAUUCUGAACAGCAUGAGAAACAACAGAAGCGGUGUGGAGGCUCAGCUCACCGCGUUCAUGGAGGAGGCGCAGAGCUCGGCCGACUCGGAAGAGACUCUGAACGAAAUCGUCCACACCAUCUAUCAUAAAGCCGUCAGCGAUCGAAGCUUCGCGGCCACUGCGGCCAAACUCUGUGACAAGAUGGCUCUGUUCAUGGUGGAGGGGACCAAAUUCCGCUCUCUGUUACUCAAUAUGUUACAGAGAGACUUCACGCGGCGUGAUGAGUUGCGGCAGAUGGAUGUGGAGAGCUGGUUGGGCUUUGUUACGUUUCUGUGUGAAGUGUUUGGCACGAUGAGAAGCAGCGCUGGAGAGCCGUUCAGAGUGCUGGUGUGCCCCAUCUACUCCUGCUUAAGAGAGCUCCUUCAGUCUCCUGAUGUGAAGGAGGACGCUGUUCUCUGCUGUUCUAUGGAGCUCCAGAGCACCGGACGCUUGUUGGAGGAUCAGCUGCCGGAGAUGAUGACCGAGCUGCUGGCCGCCGUGAGGGAUAAGAUGUUGUGUCCGUCCGAGUCCCAGCUGACGCGUUCGCUCCUGAUGGAGGUCGUCGAGCUCCAUGCUCACCGCUGGAGCCCGCUGGAGGCGCUGACCACCGCUUACUACAACAGAACCAUCCAGAAACUCACAGCGUGAUGGAUGUGUGACGGCCGCGUGCAACUACACAACCAUCACGAUAACUUUCAAGCAAACCACUGGAGGUCACGGACACGCUGAACGGCCACAGAAUGUUUCACAAGGCCGUCGGCACGUACACGCAUACACACGGCAACAGACAGAUGACAGAAACACGGAUGAGACGGGCAUUAUGGGAUGGGGGUUGGCCGAAGGGUCGGAGUUCAAAGGGUAAAAUAUGCAGAUGGAAAUGAAUAUGUAUUUAUUUUCACGUCAGACCUGCAUAUUUAUGAGUAAAUCCAGACAUACGGACUCGAAACCAGACGGUCAUUACACACGCAGACAGACAGUCGGUCGUGUGUGUGUGUGUGUGUGUGUGUGUGUGCGUUUUAAGAGCUUCCAUGAAACGGAACGAUAACAAAAAAGAUGUACAGUGCACAUUUCACCACAAAAUCAAAAGAAAUAGGUUAUUUUAAAAUAGGAAAAUGAAGCCUAGUUUUCAAACAUUCAAGAUAUUUUGCCUUCAGUUCCUCAUUGCUGUAAUGCUAUUUGUUUAACUUGAAUUCAGAUUAUUCACAGUGGUACUGUACUGCAGUAAUGUUUGACUGUUCACCUCAAAUACUUUUAUCAUUUUACAAUAUUGAAUUAUACGUUUCAUUAUGAAUAAUUUAAAGACCGUACAUUUAAAAUAAUUAUAAGACGUUAUAAUUGUAUAUUUUUAUAUAUACUUUAUAUACAUAUACAGUGUAUAUACAUAGGUAUAUAUAUAUAUAUAUAUAUAAAUAUAUAUAUAUAUAUGGGACUAAAAUCUUAGUUUUUUUUUGUUAAUGAUGGUUAAGAUAAUGUAAUGAAGAAUCUGAAAAGAGAAACAGGCUUCGUUUUUGUUUUUAAUAUAACAAUUUGAUUAUUUUGUUACAAACUGUGGCAUGUUGACAUCUUCCGUGUGAUUGGUCCUCGCAGCGAUGAAUUAUUAAGCUAAGGACAGUACAGGUUGAAUCUCCAGACAGUUCGGAAGCCCAGGGGCUGAGCUCCAUCCAUCCAUCCAUCCAUCCAAACCCCUCGGGUGUUAGGAGCACGCCGUCGCCCCACAGGGGUGUCCAGCUGGGGUCACAUCAGCUCCAAAGAGCGAGACCUUCUUUUGUCAUAGCCCCUCACACACGGCAGAUGGCUGCAAGACUCUGAAAGGCUUGGACACACACACACGCACGCACGCACAGCUCUUCCUCCAGUGUGUUUUCGUGAGGUUCAACAUAACGUGAUCUGAUUCUCCACAUGAUCAGUCGGAUCUCUGAGUUUUCUGUUUUGUUUGUUGUUGUUGUUGUGGGCCACGUCCAAUAGCGGCCUCUCGUCCCUGUUUAUAAUGUGUUAUAGUGUCUUAAUACUAUGCAUCGUUGAUGUUAUUAUUCUUUCUUUUAUUGCGUUUUUUAUAAAGAACGUGUGUAAUAGGCCUCAUUCAUGUGUGUUAAAGCAUCGGUGCGUACAUUUUUAGAAAAAUUCAAAUCAAGGAUUUAAAGAUAAUGCUUUACAAACUAAUGUGCAGAACAGAUUUCUAUGGAAAUUGUUGAUACAUUGAUUUUCAUUGAUUUUCAUGACAAUAUUUUAUUUUUCAAGUAUUUAAUGUCGUUUAUGUAUGAGCAAUUUCUAAAGUAAUGCUGUUUUGAUGAAUGAGGUCCAGUGUUUUAGCCGUAGAUCCGUUGCACAGGAUUCAUUUUGUUUUGCACUGUUUUAAGGCAAUUGCUUUGAAAAAAGAAAAGAGAGAGAGAGAGAGAGAGAGAGAGAGAAAAAGUGUAUGUAUAAGCGACAUGGGUUGUAGAAGAUUUUGAAUGUUGAACAUUUCUGGCUAGAAUGAUUUUUAGAUUUGAAAUGAUUUUGGGAGAAAACGGUGGCCUUGAAACCCCUGUGCGUUUAAUGUUGAAUCUUUUGUUGGAGAUUGAAAGACCUGUGCAGAACAGUUUUUUAUUGCCCUGCGUCGUUCGGCUUGCUCAAUAGAAAAAAUAUAAAAGAUUACGCAUGAAUGAAAAUUAAAUUGGUUGUUAAGUAUAAAAGCCAUUUUGCCGUGGUCGUUCUAUUUAACCAUUAAACCAUUUACUUUUAACAAAUUUGAUGGUGAUAAAAUCUUUGAACAUUAUAUAUAUAUAGCUAAUAAGUGUCAAUUUCUCUGGCUUUGGUGACUGUGUGCAUUAUGAUAUUGAGUUAACACAAGCCAGUCAUCUAGUUCUAUAUAAGCUAUGUGUAAUCUUGUAAACGGCAUAUGAAUAUGGAACAUAGGAAAUGUUUUGAUCUUAGUUGGUGGCCUCCAGCUUUAGUCAUUUAUUGAAGGAAACACGAGCAGAACCUCAGACGUUCUGGCAGCUUUGGACUUUUCUGUACCUUUUGUCUUGCAUCAAGAAUCUAAAUGUAAAGAACACACACUCGCAAAAACACGGCGGGUCAAACUUCACCCCAAAAUUAUAUUUUGUGUAAAAACAUUAAGUUUGAUUUUCGCACAGUGUUUGCCAUGAGAUUCUCAUGAUCACAACCUGAUUGUACGUUUUAAUUUUUACUACUUUAUUCUCAUUAUUCCAAGUCUUUUUAUUUUCUUAGCGAAGACACAGUUCUUGGGUAUUUUACUAUAAAUUAAAAGCACUAAAACAAAUGUUACCAUAAUGUACGAAUAGCGUUCUUAUCAUCGCGGUAAUGAGAAUUUGGUGGAAAUCGUUUAUUUGUUUUAAUAAAAAUGUGUCAAUGGCACCAUAACAGGCUUUUCUUUUGCAAAAUGUAAUUUCAUGAUUUUGGGGUGAAAUGUGAGAUUCAACCGUACAGAGUGAUGUCAUACACACACAUAGAAUAACAUCGUCUUUGUGAGUGUGUGUUUCUAAAUCAUGAGUUUGUUGUUGUUUUUAUAUUUUUGAGUUCAUUUGAUCUGGUUUGGAUCUGUUUGCGGGUGAUUUUGACAGGGUUGUGUUUUAGGCUCUCUCGUACCCUUUGACCCUUUCAGUGUUGUGAGCCGACUGUUGAACGCAUCUUCAAGAGCAGGUGUGUGUACUCUGUCAGCGGAGCCAACUGUAGAUUGGGCUUAUUAAAUGAUGUCAUUAGAGUUGUUUUAUGCAAGUGAAAAUAAAUAGAGAAGGGAUGUUAAAUGGA